UCAACUUAUCACCUCCUUGGCCCUCCAUUCCCCCACCUCUUCUCUGCUCAAGAACUAGCUGCGACCAUUGGCCUCUCCAACUUUCCUGUCGGGGUGCCUUGGAGAGAUCGGAGAGAUCAUGGUGGUGACAGCGAUGCGGAGAUCAAUAGCGACCUUGACCCGAAGCGCCCUUCCGCCAAACUCGAUUCCGGGCCGCCGCGCUCUGUGCUCCGGCGCGCCGCGGGACGGCGAGCUGGAGGAGGCGGUGCGUGACGUGAUCUUGUGCUCCGGGGCCGGGAGCCUUGACGAGGUUGGGAGCAGGCUGGACCGGCUGGGUGCGGCCGUCUCGCCGGCUCUGGUUGAGCGCGUGAUCGACUCGUGCGGCGAGAGGGGCGGCGGCUCGGGCAGGAGGUUGCUGCGUUUCUUGGCGUGGUGCCGGUCCAAGGACCCCGGGGCGUUGGGGGACGAGGCGCUCGAUAGGGCGAUUGGGGUGCUUGCACGGGUGGGGGACCUUACCGCGAUGAGAAUUGCCGUCAGUGAUGCCGAGAAGGACGGACGGAGGAUGGCUCUGGAGACUUUUACCGCCGUGGUUGAAGCCCUUGUCAAGGUGGGGAAAGAGGAUGAGGCGGUCAGGCUGUUCAGAGGCUUGGAGAGGCAAAGAUUGCUGCCUCAGCGUGGUGUGGGCGUCGGAGGGGAAGGCAUAUGGUCGAGCAGCCUUGCCAUGGUGCAGGCAUUGUGUAUGAGGGGAUAUGCUCGGGAGGCCCAGGGUGUUGUGUGGCAUCACAGGAGUGAGCUCUUGGCAGAGCCCAUGGUUAGCAUCGUUCAACGUAGCCUCCUCCACGGGUGGUGCGUUCAUGGGAACGCUAAGGAAGCUUGGAGAGUCCUUGAUGAAAUGAAGUCUUCAGAGGCUAUGAAUGUAUUUACAGAGAUGAGGUCCUAUCGUGCCACUCCAGCUGCUUCUAGCUUCAACAUAUUACUUUCAUGUUUAGGCUGAGCAAGAAGAGUGAAAGAUGCUUAUAGAAUCCUGUACUUGAUGAGAGAAGGAAAGGCAGGGUGCUCCCCUGACUGGGUUAGCUACUAUCUUGUGGUUAGGGUUCUCUAUUUAACAGGGAGAAUCAUUAGAGGGAAAAGGCUUGUUGAUGGUAUGCUUGAAAGUGGGGUGCUCCCAACUGCAAAGUUUUGCAUGGUCUCAUAGGCAUUCUUUGUGGAACUGAGAAAGCUGACGAUGCUCUUGAUAUGUUCAAAUUUAUGAAGAGGUGUGAGUUAGUGGACACUCGUAUAUAUGACCUUCUAAUAGAAAAG
Molecule: messenger RNA, 1281 nt
Organism: Phragmites australis (common reed)
Lineage: Eukaryota; Viridiplantae; Streptophyta; Magnoliopsida; Poales; Poaceae
Product: pentatricopeptide repeat-containing protein At5g61370, mitochondrial-like
Exons: 2
Coding region: 119-973 (284 amino acids)
Molecular function (GO): protein binding
Source: RefSeq, a predicted model, not a curated record